CAAGUUUGGCAAGGAUAAACAUCUGAAGUAUCUCGAAGCACUGGAGAGAUGCAAACAAGUUGAUACAGUGGAGAACUACCAUCACAAAUUUGAGGAGCUCAGACACAAAGUCUUAGUGCAUAACAGGCACUAUGAUGAGGCGUUCUUUGUCACCAAGUUUGUGGGAGGGCUGCACCUGAACAUCCAGAAGGCCAUCAGGUUGCACAACCCAAAAACAGUGGACACCGCUCUCUCCUUGGCACUCACACAGGAAGAACUGCUGGAAGAAGCGAGACAAUACUCAAGUGCUAAAUUCAAGCACAACUACAAAACAAACUUCAGUCAUCCCUCCCCUGCAAAAGGAAUUUUGUCUGCACCCAAUGCUGAAGAGAGGAAACAUAUUCCUGACAAACCGCCUUGGGAAGACAGGUUUUCUUCCUUGAGAGCCCAGAGAAGGGCUAGAGGCGAAUGCUUCAAGUGUGGAGACAAAUUUCAACCAGGCCACAAGUGCGCCAAGUCUGUACCACUACACAGAGUGGAAGAACUGAUAGACAUUUUGAUGCUACAGUCCAAUUCCGACAAUGAAAAUGAUCAGCAGGAGUCUAGCAGUGGGGGAGAGGAAGAUGUAAUGUUGAUAUCUCAAUGCGCCACUGGUGGGGGUGUCGGUAAGAAAACAAUCAGGCUACAAGGGUGGAUGCAUGGCAAGCAAGUGCUGAUCCUAGUCGACUCUGGCAGCUCCGGGAGUUUCAUCAGCGAUAACACUGUAAAAGAUCUAGGCCUGGAGAAAAAGGAGGUGAGCCCAAUCACUGUAACGGUGGCAGAUGGGGGCAAAACAGUGUGCAACGAAAUGGUGGAAAAUUCAGUAUGGAAAUGCCAAGGACAGGUGUUCCAAACACAAUUGAGGGUGUUUGGGCUGUCUGGGUAUGACAUUAUAUUGGGAAUGGACUGGCUCUCUGAAUUCAGUCCAAUGUGGAUUGACUGGAAGAAAAAGGUCAUAAGGUUCAGAUAUGGGACCAAGAGAAUUACACUUAAGGGAGUCAAGGAUAACACAACCAAGUGUGCCCCAAUUUCAGCAGUGGAACUGCAGAAGCAAAUUCAAAAAAGAGCGGUGGUUCAAGUUGUGCAGUUGUGCUCAUUAGAGGAUGCUGGAAAAGAGGUGCUAUUGCCACCUGAAGUAGAACAAGUAUUGUCAGAGCAUACCAAAGUGUUUCAGGAGCCACAAGGCUUACCUCCGCACAGGGUCUUCGACCACAAGAUUGUGCUUGUUCCGGGGGCACAACCCGUGAAUGUGAAACCCUACAGGUACAGUCCCCAGCAGAAGGACGAGAUUGAAAGGCAGAUCACUGAGAUGCUCAAACAAGGAAUCAUCAAGCCCAGCCAUAGUCCAUUUGCUUCUCCGGUGUUGCUGGUCAAGAAAAAGGACGGCAGUUGGAGACUAUGUGUGGACUACAGGCAUCUGAAUGCCAUUACUGUCAAAGACUGAUAUCCAAUGCCGGUGGUGGAGGAGCUAUUGGAUGAACUGUCUGGGGCCAAGUACUUCACAAAACUAGACCUCCGAGCUGGGUAUCACCAAAUAAGAAUGGCAGAAGAAGAUGAGCCAACCAUGGUCACUUCGAAUUCAGGGUCAUCCCUUUUGGACUCUCUUGUGCUCCAGCUAGAUUCCAAUUUACGGUCAACACUAUAUUCAGCCCAGGAAAUAGAAAAUUCAUUUUGGUAUUUGUCGAUGACAUUUUGAUUUUCAGCUGUUCACUGGAAGAGCAUGUACAGCAUCUCAAGUAUGUCUUUCAGACUCUAGAACAAAACAACUUGUAUGUGAAAAGAAGCAAGUGCUCCUUUGCCCAGCCGGCUCUUGAAUACUUGGGACAUAUAAUCAGUGCACAAGGUGUUUCCACGGAUCCUGCCAAAGUGUCUGCAGUAGCCAAGUGGCCACAACCUACUUCUGUCAAGCAGCUCAGAGGAUUCCUUGGUCUGGCCGGAUAUUACAGGAAGUUCAUAAGAAAUUUCGGAGUCAUUAGCAAACCGCUGACCAACUUGCUCAGAAAAAAUGUGUUGUACAUAUGGACCUCCCUAGAAGAGCAAGCUUUUCAAACACUCAAGCAUGCCCUAGUACAGGCGCCGGUGCUCGCACUGCCAGAUUUUACGAAAGAGUUUGUGCUGGAAACAGAUGCCUGCGCAACAGGGGUGGGAGCAGUAUUAAUGCAACAAGGGCAUCCCUUGGCAUUCUUCAGUAAGGCACUGGGCCCUAGGAAUCAGGCACUUUCCACGUAUGACAAGGAGUGCCUAGCUAUCAUCCUGGCUAUUGACAAAUGGAAAUCCUAUCUGCAACACAACCCUUUUGUUAUUCACACGGAUCAGAAAAGCUUGGUCCAAUUGGGAGACCACAAAUUCAACACCCACAUCCAACAAAAAGCAUUUUUCAAACUCAUGGGGCUGCAGUACAAAAUCUUCUACAAGCCUGGCAUCACCAACAAAGCUGCAGAUGCACUAUCAAGAAGAGAGCAUGACCAGGAGGUUUAUGCCAUAUCUGCUGUUCAACCAAAAUGGCUCGACACCGUGAUAGAAGGCUAUCGGCUAGACCCAAAAGCACAACAAUUGCUUACAGAACUGAGUUUGAGCAACACAAAUGACAAGGGGUUUUCCCUGGUGAAUGGCAUCAUUAAAUACAAAAACAGGGUUUGGCUGGGCACUCACAAAGCAGCUCAUGCAGCAGUGCUGUUGGCCCUGCACAGCAGUGCAAUGGGGGGGCACUCUGGUUUUCUGGCAACAUAUCACAGAAUCAGAAAACUCUUUGCUUGGCCACACAUGAAGGAGGACAUCCAGAAAUUUGUGCAAACCUGUGAGGUAUGUCAGCAGGCCAAGACCGAGCACAACAAAUCUCCGGGGCUGCUCCAACCCCACAACAUUCCACCUGAAGCAUGGCACACAGUCAGCCUAGACUUCAUCGAGGGACUGCCAAAGUCGGGCAAGUUUGACGCCAUCAUGGUGGUGGUGGACAAGUUCUCGAAAGUGGGACACUUCAUUCCGUUGAAGCAUCCCUUUACUGCUGCCACGGUGGCCCAGAUAUACAUGGAUCAGAUUUAUAGGCUGCACGGUAUGCCAGAGGUGCUUAUCUCUGACAGGGAUAAAAUCUUCAUCAGCAGUUUUUGGCAACAAAUGUUCAAUUUGGCGGAUACCACCCUCAACAUGAGCUCAUCGUAUCACCCGCAGACGGAUGGUCAAACGGAGAGGCUGAACCAAUGUUUGGAGACAUACUUGCGCUGCAUGGUACACUCCAAGCCAAGUCAGUGGGCGAAGUGGCUGCCUCAAGCGGAACAUUGGUACAACACAACUUUCCAUUCCUCUCUUGGAAGAUCACCAUUUGAAGUUCUGUAUGGGCGCUCCCCCAGAAAUUUUGGAGUACCCACAACACCAGAAGGCACAAACCCAGAUCUGGCUAGCUGGUUGGAGGAGCGCGCGGAAAUGCUGCCUCUGUUCAAACAACAUCUAGAGAGGGCCCAACAACGCAUGACUUACCAAGCCAACAAGAAAUGCCUGGAACGCAGCUUUCAAGUGGGAGAUCGCGUUUACUUGAAACUACAACCCUAUGUGCAGCAAUCGUUGGAACCCCGCAGCUCCCAGAAGCUAUCCUUCAGGUAUUUUGGGCCGUACACCAUUUUGCAGAGAAUUGGACCGGUCGCGUACAAGCUGGACCUGCCUCCCACAUCACGCAUUCACCCAGUGGUUCACGUCUCGCUGCUGAAGAAGGCGCUUCGAGCAGGGGAUAUAGAUGCAGCACCACUGCCGGUGGCAAUGAUUUCAGAACAACAGCUGUGCCAACCAGUUCGGAUUUCGGGCGAAAGGUUUGUAAAGCAAGGGAACAAGCUCAAGGCUCAAGUUCAGGUACAGUGGGAAGGUUUGCAAGAAGAUCACACCACCUGGGAGGAGGUGUUCUCCAUCGUCGCUGCUUAUCCUACGGCACCAGCUUGGGGACAAGCUGUCUCUCCAGGAGGGGGUAUUGUCACGACCUCGUGUCUGCCAGAAGCCAUCAAGAUUCAGAAGAGAACAGAUGAAAGGCAGCGACAACGUGAGGCCCAAGUGGACUCCGAAGCCCAGCGGCGCAACAAGGCCAAGCCCAGUCCAGAGCCACUGGACGAGAGUAUUUGGUCAGGGUCUGCGAGUGGAUGAGGCAUCGCUGAUGAAAGACGUGAGACAGUGUCUCUCUUAUCCUCCUUUCCCUUCCUCUCCAAGCUGCUGCGUCAGCCUUCUAUUCCCCAAUUCCGGCGAGACGCCGCGAAUCUUGUAACUGGAGUUGAGUAAUUCAGGCGAGGUUCGUGACAUCUGGUAUCAGAGCCCCUUCGAUCUGCUCGAUUCUCUUGAAUCGCCGGGUAAAUCCCUGAGCAAGGCCGAGGCGGGGAUUUCUUUUUCCUCUGCUUCAUCAGUCCGAGCAAGGGGUCGGUGAUUUCGGAGCGCGUGAUCUAGGUGUGUGGUGAGUCAUGGAGGCGUUGACGGCGGAGCUUGCGCAGAUGCGCAAGGAAAGCGAGGCCACGGCGGCAGCGAUCCAACUGUUGCUGACCACAGCGAAGAAUCUGGGCACGUGGAUGCCGACAGUCGAUAAGUCCAUGGAGGCGAUGCGCAAAUCACUGGAAGAGGUGGGAGGGCGCGUCACGGCGUUGGAGACAGGGGUACCGAUGAUCACACCGUAUCUCGCUCCAGAGCAGGCGAGGGGAGCGGAGGCCGAUGAGCAAUUGGGGGACGCAUCUCGGGCGGCCAUGGCACCAGCGCCGGGUCUGAACAAGAGUAAGAAGCAGUUCCCUCAAACUCCGGUUCGUUUCGAAUUAGGAGACUAUACAGGCAUGGAGGACAGCGAAGGAUCGAGCAUCAGAGGCCGAUUUGGGUCAUCACGGCUGCCAAAAACUGAUUUCCCUCGAUUUGAUGGGGAGAACCCGAGAUGGUGGAAGGGGGUGUGCGAGAAAUACUUCUCCAUGUACCAGGUUCCUCGAAAUACUUGGGCAGCAUUCGCCACAAUGCAUUUCACGGGGAAUGCUGCGUUGUGGCUACAGACCUAUGAGGCAGAUCAUGAGGUGGAGAGCUGGGAAGAGCUGGUGGUGGCCAUACAUUCCAAGUUUGGCAAGGAUAAACAUCUGAAGUAUCUCGAAGCACUGGAGAGAUGCAAACAAGUUGAUACAGUGGAGAACUACCAUCACAAAUUUGAGGAGCUCAGACACAAAGUCUUAGUGCAUAACAGGCACUAUGAUGAGGCGUUCUUUGUCACCAAGUUUGUGGGAGGGCUGCACCUGAACAUCCAGAAGGCCAUCAGGUUGCACAACCCAAAAACAGUGGACACCGCUCUCUCCUUGGCACUCACACAGGAAGAACUGCUGGAAGAAGCGAGACAAUACUCAAGUGCUAAAUUCAAGCACAACUACAAAACAAACUUCAGUCAUCCCUCCCCUGCAAAAGGAAUUUUGUCUGCACCCAAUGCUGAAGAGAGGAAACAUAUUCCUGACAAACCGCCUUGGGAAGACAGGUUUUCUUCCUUGAGAGCCCAGAGAAGGGCUAGAGGCGAAUGCUUCAAGUGUGGAGACAAAUUUCAACCAGGCCACAAGUGCGCCAAGUCUGUACCACUACACAGAGUGGAAGAACUGAUAGACAUUUUGAUGCUACAGUCCAAUUCCGACAAUGAAAAUGAUCAGCAGGAGUCUAGCAGUGGGGGAGAGGAAGAUGUAAUGUUGAUAUCUCAAUGCGCCACUGGUGGGGGUGUCGGUAAGAAAACAAUCAGGCUACAAGGGUGGAUGCAUGGCAAGCAAGUGCUGAUCCUAGUCGACUCUGGCAGCUCCGGGAGUUUCAUCAGCGAUAACACUGUAAAAGAUCUAGGCCUGGAGAAAAAGGAGGUGAGCCCAAUCACUGUAACGGUGGCAGAUGGGGGCAAAACAGUGUGCAACGAAAUGGUGGAAAAUUCAGUAUGGAAAUGCCAAGGACAGGUGUUCCAAACACAAUUGAGGGUGUUUGGGCUGUCUGGGUAUGACAUUAUAUUGGGAAUGGACUGGCUCUCUGAAUUCAGUCCAAUGUGGAUUGACUGGAAGAAAAAGGUCAUAAGGUUCAGAUAUGGGACCAAGAGAAUUACACUUAAGGGAGUCAAGGAUAACACAACCAAGUGUGCCCCAAUUUCAGCAGUGGAACUGCAGAAGCAAAUUCAAAAAAGAGCGGUGGUUCAAGUUGUGCAGUUGUGCUCAUUAGAGGAUGCUGGAAAAGAGGUGCUAUUGCCACCUGAAGUAGAACAAGUAUUGUCAGAGCAUACCAAAGUGUUUCAGGAGCCACAAGGCUUACCUCCGCACAGGGUCUUCGACCACAAGAUUGUGCUUGUUCCGGGGGCACAACCCGUGAAUGUGAAACCCUACAGGUACAGUCCCCAGCAGAAGGACGAGAUUGAAAGGCAGAUCACUGAGAUGCUCAAACAAGGAAUCAUCAAGCCCAGCCAUAGUCCAUUUGCUUCUCCGGUGUUGCUGGUCAAGAAAAAGGACGGCAGUUGGAGACUAUGUGUGGACUACAGGCAUCUGAAUGCCAUUACUGUCAAAGACUGAUAUCCAAUGCCGGUGGUGGAGGAGCUAUUGGAUGAACUGUCUGGGGCCAAGUACUUCACAAAACUAGACCUCCGAGCUGGGUAUCACCAAAUAAGAAUGGCAGAAGAAGAUGAGCCAACCAUGGUCACUUCGAAUUCAGGGUCAUCCCUUUUGGACUCUCUUGUGCUCCAGCUAGAUUCCAAUUUACGGUCAACACUAUAUUCAGCCCAGGAAAUAGAAAAUUCAUUUUGGUAUUUGUCGAUGACAUUUUGAUUUUCAGCUGUUCACUGGAAGAGCAUGUACAGCAUCUCAAGUAUGUCUUUCAGACUCUAGAACAAAACAACUUGUAUGUGAAAAGAAGCAAGUGCUCCUUUGCCCAGCCGGCUCUUGAAUACUUGGGACAUAUAAUCAGUGCACAAGGUGUUUCCACGGAUCCUGCCAAAGUGUCUGCAGUAGCCAAGUGGCCACAACCUACUUCUGUCAAGCAGCUCAGAGGAUUCCUUGGUCUGGCCGGAUAUUACAGGAAGUUCAUAAGAAAUUUCGGAGUCAUUAGCAAACCGCUGACCAACUUGCUCAGAAAAAAUGUGUUGUACAUAUGGACCUCCCUAGAAGAGCAAGCUUUUCAAACACUCAAGCAUGCCCUAGUACAGGCGCCGGUGCUCGCACUGCCAGAUUUUACGAAAGAGUUUGUGCUGGAAACAGAUGCCUGCGCAACAGGGGUGGGAGCAGUAUUAAUGCAACAAGGGCAUCCCUUGGCAUUCUUCAGUAAGGCACUGGGCCCUAGGAAUCAGGCACUUUCCACGUAUGACAAGGAGUGCCUAGCUAUCAUCCUGGCUAUUGACAAAUGGAAAUCCUAUCUGCAACACAACCCUUUUGUUAUUCACACGGAUCAGAAAAGCUUGGUCCAAUUGGGAGACCACAAAUUCAACACCCACAUCCAACAAAAAGCAUUUUUCAAACUCAUGGGGCUGCAGUACAAAAUCUUCUACAAGCCUGGCAUCACCAACAAAGCUGCAGAUGCACUAUCAAGAAGAGAGCAUGACCAGGAGGUUUAUGCCAUAUCUGCUGUUCAACCAAAAUGGCUCGACACCGUGAUAGAAGGCUAUCGGCUAGACCCAAAAGCACAACAAUUGCUUACAGAACUGAGUUUGAGCAACACAAAUGACAAGGGGUUUUCCCUGGUGAAUGGCAUCAUUAAAUACAAAAACAGGGUUUGGCUGGGCACUCACAAAGCAGCUCAUGCAGCAGUGCUGUUGGCCCUGCACAGCAGUGCAAUGGGGGGGCACUCUGGUUUUCUGGCAACAUAUCACAGAAUCAGAAAACUCUUUGCUUGGCCACACAUGAAGGAGGACAUCCAGAAAUUUGUGCAAACCUGUGAGGUAUGUCAGCAGGCCAAGACCGAGCACAACAAAUCUCCGGGGCUGCUCCAACCCCACAACAUUCCACCUGAAGCAUGGCACACAGUCAGCCUAGACUUCAUCGAGGGACUGCCAAAGUCGGGCAAGUUUGACGCCAUCAUGGUGGUGGUGGACAAGUUCUCGAAAGUGGGACACUUCAUUCCGUUGAAGCAUCCCUUUACUGCUGCCACGGUGGCCCAGAUAUACAUGGAUCAGAUUUAUAGGCUGCACGGUAUGCCAGAGGUGCUUAUCUCUGACAGGGAUAAAAUCUUCAUCAGCAGUUUUUGGCAACAAAUGUUCAAUUUGGCGGAUACCACCCUCAACAUGAGCUCAUCGUAUCACCCGCAGACGGAUGGUCAAACGGAGAGGCUGAACCAAUGUUUGGAGACAUACUUGCGCUGCAUGGUACACUCCAAGCCAAGUCAGUGGGCGAAGUGGCUGCCUCAAGCGGAACAUUGGUACAACACAACUUUCCAUUCCUCUCUUGGAAGAUCACCAUUUGAAGUUCUGUAUGGGCGCUCCCCCAGAAAUUUUGGAGUACCCACAACACCAGAAGGCACAAACCCAGAUCUGGCUAGCUGGUUGGAGGAGCGCGCGGAAAUGCUGCCUCUGUUCAAACAACAUCUAGAGAGGGCCCAACAACGCAUGACUUACCAAGCCAACAAGAAAUGCCUGGAACGCAGCUUUCAAGUGGGAGAUCGCGUUUACUUGAAACUACAACCCUAUGUGCAGCAAUCGUUGGAACCCCGCAGCUCCCAGAAGCUAUCCUUCAGGUAUUUUGGGCCGUACACCAUUUUGCAGAGAAUUGGACCGGUCGCGUACAAGCUGGACCUGCCUCCCACAUCACGCAUUCACCCAGUGGUUCACGUCUCGCUGCUGAAGAAGGCGCUUCGAGCAGGGGAUAUAGAUGCAGCACCACUGCCGGUGGCAAUGAUUUCAGAACAACAGCUGUGCCAACCAGUUCGGAUUUCGGGCGAAAGGUUUGUAAAGCAAGGGAACAAGCUCAAGGCUCAAGUUCAGGUACAGUGGGAAGGUUUGCAAGAAGAUCACACCACCUGGGAGGAGGUGUUCUCCAUCGUCGCUGCUUAUCCUACGGCACCAGCUUGGGGACAAGCUGUCUCUCCAGGAGGGGGUAUUGUCACGACCUCGUGUCUGCCAGAAGCCAUCAAGAUUCAGAAGAGAACAGAUGAAAGGCAGCGACAACGUGAGGCCCAAGUGGACUCCGAAGCCCAGCGGCGCAACAAGGCCAAGCCCAGUCCAGAGCCACUGGACGAGAGUAUUUAGUCAGGGUCCGCGAGUGGAUGAGGCAUCGCUGAUGAAAAACGCCGAGUUGAGUCAAGCCGAGCGAUGAACAAAAUCUUGCGUCCUGAAGCUAGCAGGAGGUGAUUUCGUUGGCGGCAUCAACUCUCUAUCGUGCAAUUCUCCACCCUCCCGGUCACUAUGUUCAUUUCAUGUUCCUUAUGUGUAAGCGAGAUGAACUUCUGUGUGCUUUUGCCUGUACUGUUACUUUAUUUGGUGAACCAGCUGGUUUAUUCACCAGUGUGUAAUAA
Messenger RNA from Triticum aestivum (bread wheat), 9465 nucleotides. RefSeq lists its product as uncharacterized. Bases 4452 to 6539 code for a protein of 695 amino acids. The record is from RefSeq and is a predicted model, not a curated record. Lineage: Eukaryota; Viridiplantae; Streptophyta; Magnoliopsida; Poales; Poaceae. The transcript has 3 exons.